GUCUUGCUAGUCAUCAUGACAGUCGUUAGUUUGAUGGGGAUCCGGGUAAAUAUAUUGCUUCUGAGGCAGGUCGCGUCUCAGCUCAGUUUCUCGUCCGACUCGAGCCUGCUAACUUGGGGAAGCACAAGCUAUUUUAUCGACAGUUAACGUCAUAUCACAAGAAGGUCGUCAGUGACGCCACGAUGCUCAGCUUGGGCCCCGUGGAGGUGCUCUGCGGCUUGGCCGCCAUUUUUCUUGCAUUCUACUACUACCUGACCUGUACGUUCGAUUUUUGGGAGAAAAGAGGAGUUAAAGGUCCCAAACCGAAAAUCUUGUUUGGCAACGCGAAGGAGGUAAUACUGGCCCAGAAGUUCGUGGGCACGAUGGUUAAAGAGUACUAUCACGAGUACAAGGACGAAAGAUUCUUCGGCAUCUUUCUGAGAAAAACGCCGAUCUUGGUGCUGAGAGACCUCGACUUGGUGAAGGACGUCCUGAUAAAGAACUUUUCGAUCUUCCCCGAACGGGGCUUGAGGUUCCACGAGAACGUGGAUCCGCUUUCACCGCAUCUCUUCAGCCUGGAAGCCAAAAGAUGGCGGCCCUUAAGGACAAAGUUGUCGCCGGUCUUCACUUCCGGGAAACUGAGGGAGAUGUUCUAUCUGGUAUUGGAAUGCGGAGAGGAAUUGCAGAAGUAUCUGGAUCAGGUGAUCGAGAAAAAUCAGGUCGUGGAGUGCAGAGAUCUGACCGCCAGGUUCACCACUGACGUCAUCGGUACUUGCGCCUUCGGACUCAACCUGAGCUCCAUGUCCGAGGAGGACAGCGAAUUUCGCAUAAUGGGAAAGAAGAUCUUCAUGGUCGACCUGGGGACGAUCCUGAGGAACAGGAUGAGGGACAGCCUGCCUUGGCUAUACAGUACUAUCGGGCCUUUCAUAUUCAACAAGAAGGUCGCCACAUUUUUCAUAAACUCCGUCACGGAAACCAUGAAGUAUAGGAAAGAAAAUAACAUCGUUAGGAAGGACUUCAUAGAUUUAUUGAUGGAGCUUAAGGAGCACCCCGAAAAAGUCGGCGAUAUCAAGCUGACUGACACUUUGUUGACCGCCCAAGUCUUUGUUUUCUUUAUUGCCGGGUUUGAGACCUCGUCAACGACCAUGAGCAAUGCCCUUUACGAACUGGCCAUGAAUCAGACGAUUCAAGACAGAUUGCGGGCGGAAAUCAGAGACGAACUCAAAAAGAACGACGGCGUUCUAACUUACGAAGGCAUCAAAAAAAUGUCCUACCUCGAUAUGGUUUUCAAAGAGACUUUACGGAUGUAUCCACCUGUGUCAUUCCUAACACGGAAUUCCCAGUGCGAGUAUACAUUCGCGGGUACUGACUUUUCGAUUCCGAAAGACCAGAAAGUCUGGAUAUCGACUUUGGCGAUCCAGAGAGAUCCAGACAUUUAUCCCAAGCCGGAUGUAUUCGAUCCUGAGAGAUUCACCCCGGAAGCUGUUGCCGAGAGACACCCGAUGGCAUUUUUGGCUUUCGGAGAUGGGCCGAGGAAUUGCAUUGGGUCUCGUUUCGCCAUUUAUCAGACUAAAGUGGGCCUCAUCAAGAUCCUAAUGAACCAUCGCGUAGAAGUUUCAGAAAAGACAGAUAUUCCGUACAAAAUCGAGCCUGCUGCUUUCCUGCUCGCUCCGAAAAGCGGAAUUCACCUUAAGAUAUCUAAGAUUGACCAACAAAUUUACUUUAUCAGGGUCAUCUCCAGUGACGCCACGACCUUAAAAAUGGGCACUCUGGAGAUUCUUUGCGGAGUGGCCGCCAUUUUGGUGCUCAUCUACUACUAUAUGGUCUUAAAUUUCGACUUUUGGAAGACCCGUGGAAUCAAGGGACCAAAACCGAUCCCCUUCUUCGGCAACGUGAAGGAUGUAUUGUUGACGAAAAUUUCCAUCGGUCUUUACGUCCGCCAACUCAGUGAGAAGUACAAGAACGAGCAAUUUGUCGGAAUGUUCUUCCAAAAGAAACCGGUCCUUAUCGUAAAUGACCUCGACUUCACGAAAGACGUCUUGAUAAAGGACUUCUCGAAUUUCCCCGACAGAGGUGUAAAGCUCUAUGAAAAACCGGAACCAUUGGGGCAGCAUCUCUUCCUUCUGGAGGCCGAAAGAUGGCGGCCAUUACGGGCGAGAUUAUCCCCAGUUUUCACCUCCGGAAAAUUGAAAGAGAUGUUCUACUUGAUCCUGGAGUGCGGAAACGGCUUGGAAAAAUAUCUGGAACAUGUCACCGCGAAUGAUCCUGUCCUGGAUUGCAGAGACGUGACGUCGAGGUUCACCACUGACGUCAUCGGAACCUGCGUCUUCGGCCUCAACUUGUCCUCCUUAUCGGACGAGGAAAGCGACUUCCGAAAAAUGGGGAGGAAGGUCUUCGACACGAGAUUGCCGAAUCUUGUGAGAAAUUGGUUCAGGGAAGCAUUUCCUUGGAUUUAUAGACACUUCGGGCACUACAUAUUCAGCAUGGAGGUCAUGAACUUCUUCCUCAACUCCAUUAUUGGGACCAUGGAAUACAGGAAAAAGAACAAUAUCGUAAGGAAAGACUUUCUUCAGAUGCUGAUAGAGCUUCGGGAUAAUCCUGAAAAAAUAGGGGACAUACAUCUGACGGACUCAUUGCUGGCUUCCCAGGCUUUCGUUUUCUUCGUUGCCGGUUUUGAAACCUCUUCCAUGACCAUGACUCACGCCCUUUACGAAUUAGCUCAGAAUCAAAAUAUCCAAGACAAAUUGCGUGCAGACAUUAAAGAAAAGAUGGAAAAAAAUGACGGCCUGUUAACAUACGAAGGGGUUAAAGAGAUGCAUUAUCUCGAUAUGGUUUUUAAAGAGACCUUGAGGAAGUACCCGCCGGUACCAUUCAUAUUUAGGCAGUGUCUUGAGGAAUAUACGUUUGCGGGAACUAAUUUCACGAUACCGAGUAAACAAUUAGUUUGGAUACCCAAUUUUGCAUUCCAAAUGGAUCCAGAGAUUUUUCCUAAGCCGGAAGAAUUUGAUCCAGAGCGAUUCACACCGGAAGCGGAAGCUGAGAGACAUCCGAUGGCGUUCUUGCCUUUCGGGGACGGACCGAGGAACUGUAUCGGAUCUCGUUUUGCUGUCAAUCAGACCAAAGUGGGCUUGAUAAAGAUUUUAUUAAAUUACCGCGUGGAGGUUUCAGAGAAGACUCCCAUUCCAUACGAAUUAAACACAAAGAGCUUUGUAAUCUCUCCGAAGAGCGAUCUUUACGUGAAGUUCUCUAAGAUUAACUAAGGAUUAACCCUCAUUCAUUAUGUACUUAUCAUUUUUUAUACUCCGAUAUAUUAAUAAAGCUACCAUGUUUUAAACAGA
Molecule: messenger RNA, 3317 nt
Organism: Orussus abietinus
Lineage: Eukaryota; Metazoa; Arthropoda; Insecta; Hymenoptera; Orussidae
Exons: 9
Coding region: 183-3239 (1018 amino acids)
Molecular function (GO): monooxygenase activity; oxidoreductase activity, acting on paired donors, with incorporation or reduction of molecular oxygen; iron ion binding
Source: RefSeq, a predicted model, not a curated record